CCAAAUAGUUCUAUUGCCGACGUAUCGUAGCCAUUUAUAAGUCGAUUUCCUUACCCCAGUAUCCCCCAAUCGCAAACGAAUCAAACCCUAACCCUAGAUUUUUUGCUAAGUAGGAUCAAACGAUGAAAGGAGGCAAAUCAAGCGGUGCUACGAGGAAAGCCGAUACCAAGUUGGCUGUAAAGAAAACUGCAGCCAAGGGGAAAGCAGCUAAGGAUCCCAAUAAACCCAAGAGACCCGCUAGCGCCUUCUUUGUGUUCAUGGAGGACUUUAGAAAGCAGUUCAAAGAAGAUCACCCUGACAACAAAUCUGUUGCUGCUGUUGGUAAAGCUGGUGGGGCAAAAUGGAAGUCAAUGUCCGACUCUGAAAAGGCACCUUUUCAAGCCAAAGCUGACAAAAGAAAGAAGGAAUAUGAGAAGAACUUGGACACCUACAACAAAAAACUUGCUGGAGGUGGUAAUGAUGAUGAUGAUGAGGAUUCUGACAAAUCCAAGUCUGAAGUCAAUGAUGAAGCAGAUGAGGGUGAAAGUGAUGAUGAGGAAGAUGAUGACUGAAUCAAGAAAGUGGAAGUUGAUUCUGUGUUGAUGGUUUGAUAAGUUACUUGCUUUGUAGUUUCAUGUUACUGAUUAGAAUAGAUUUGGUUUUUAUGGUGCACAGGAAAAAGGAAAUGUAACUUUGGUUGGCUCUAAUGUUAGCUUUUGUAUCUUCCAAAUUUACCCUUUUGGGGUGGUUUUCUGUUUAGAACAAAUAUCCUUUGCUAAUGCAUCUUUAUCUUUUUCGGAUAUAAA
Lactuca sativa (garden lettuce) is the source of this 785-nucleotide messenger RNA. RefSeq names its product high mobility group B protein 3. The record is from RefSeq and is a predicted model, not a curated record. Lineage: Eukaryota; Viridiplantae; Streptophyta; Magnoliopsida; Asterales; Asteraceae.